CGUAUUUGCAUCGACGUAACCGUACGAUAACGAUACGAAUGUAAUUACGAAACUCUCGCGUAUGCACGGUAGAACCGUUCGUUCUUUCGGCGAGUGGUAAGGACACGUUGCUCCGACGUAUACGCGAGAACGCCCGCAGAAGACCGCCUCCGACACGACCAUGAUCCUCCUCGAGCUGUGCUUAUUCCUCUCGCUAUCCGCAGUAUGCUCGGCGAACGGUUCGCAGAUGUCCGCGGCGGACCGGAUCGUCGGUGGAUCGGCGAUCGACAUCUCGAAGGUCCCGUUCAUGUUAUCGUUCAUGGUAAACAGCGAGCACGCGUGCGGCGCUAGCAUUCUCUCGAAGGACUGGGCAUUGACAGCGGCACAUUGCGUCGUUUCAUUCCUCCCUCCCUCCCCCGCGAACGUCACCGUCCGCAGCGGCUCGAACAACCACGAUUACGGCGGCACCGUGCACAACGUCACGCAUAUGAUCGUCCACGAGAAGUACAACUCCGACAACGAGGACUACGACGUCGCGGUGGUACGCGUGCACCCGCCGUUCAACUUCAGCAGGGUCGCGCAACCGGUGAAGCUGCCGCGCCGAUCCAGCUUCGUCAACGAGUCCUGGGGUCUGAUAGCCGGAUGGGGUUACUUCAUUGAUAUGGACCCGGUGCUGUCGGAGGACCUGGAGUACGUCGUCCUGCCCAGGGUCAGCAGGGAAACAUGCAGGCAGAACUACGCGGGUCGCUACGAGGUCACCGAUCGGCAGAUCUGCUAUGGGUUCCAGAACGGAGGGAAAGACUCGUGCAAGGGUGACUCGGGUGGAGCACUGACGGUGGACUCUACGGCGAUCGGCAUCACUUCCUGGGGCGACGAGUGCGCCGCGGAAAGGUCGCCGGGUGUUUACACCGACGUCAUAUCUGUUGUGGACUGGAUCAGGAAUAAGGCUAUGCUCGACGAAUAAUGAUGAACUGUCUCUCGACUCGGUUGCGUACAAUAUGACUGUAUUUCCCUUUUGAAAAUAAAACCCUCGUGCAAUCGUCUCGAGGCCUUUCCGAGC
Messenger RNA from Nomia melanderi (Alkali bee), 1039 nucleotides. Its product is annotated as trypsin-1. The record is from RefSeq and is a predicted model, not a curated record. Gene Ontology annotation, biological process: proteolysis. Gene Ontology annotation, molecular function: serine-type endopeptidase activity. NCBI's taxonomy places the organism in Eukaryota, Metazoa, Arthropoda, Insecta, Hymenoptera, Halictidae.